AUGAGAUCUAUAAGCAAUUUAUUGUCUUCCUUAGUGUCUAAGUAAAAUACACCAUUUAUUUAAAAAUUGAAUAAUAGUUCUUUGAUGCAAAAUAACUCCUCUAUUAUGAUGACGGAUAUCCUUUAUUUGAUUGAAUGCUUCGAAGGAUUCGGGCCAGAAUGCAAUGGAAUAUAUUUAACAGGAUCAGAAUACUUAUAGCAAUUUUUUAAGGCAAUCACAAACAAACCUUUAGCUGGUUAUAUAGCUACCAAGAUUACUUUAACGAUUCAUCUAAUAUUAUAUGAAUUUUAGAUUGGAGAAACAAUAGCUGAAGAAAUGAUAAGGGAAGGAUCGACGAUACAUGUGCUACAAAACCAAUAGUUUAGCAACUUUGUGAUAAAUUAUUUGAUGUAUUUGAUGAAAUUAGCAUAAAAUUUAAAAUUGUUUUAUGCCUGUAAAAUAGGCUAAUACCCUAUUUUUGAUUAAGAUUCAACAUUUACUCAAUAUUCAGAAAGUACGAGAGAGUAAUAGUUUUAACAAUUUAAUUUAUUUAAGAAAAAUAGCAAUUUCAGAGAUACCAAUUUAUAGUACAGAAAUUACUAAUAAAAGAAAUUAGAAUUGCAUAUGCAGUCAUAGACAGGUUGCAUAACGAUGGAACAAAAAAUAUUAUACCUUUUCAAAUUGCAUAAUCUGCUUAAUUCAUGCGUAUAAAUUUUGAAUUUGUGCAUAAAUUCGUUAAUACAAUUGGACAAACAGGAUGCUAAAAAUAUUUUUAUUGAAAUUAGUUGUGUUUUGUGGAAUGAUUGUAUGGUUAUGUACAAAUUUUCAACUUAGGAAUUGUGCAAACUUCUUGACUGUUUUCGAUAUAUGCCAAUGUAACAAUUGCUCUCAGUUCAGUAGAUAUACUGGGCCACAAUCAGUUCUUCCACUUAAAUCAAAUGGAUAUAUCAAAAUCGAAAAUACUUUGACUCUCAAAAUAUUGUGAAACAGCCUUUUUGGUUUGAAGAAAAUAAAUAGUUAUCAACUGAGCUUUAAAACAGCAUCAUAGACAAUAAAAUAUAAUCUAUCCCAGAAACAGCAAGGAAUGCUAAUAAACUAUCAACCCCACAAGCUUAUUAAAGUAAAAAAUCUCCGACCAACAUUCCUUAACCAUUCACUUCAAGAAUUGGAAUUUCUUAGAACACAACAAAAACAACCAUCCCAUAACAACCUUAUUUUGUUGCAAAUAAAAAAUUAUAGUAAUAAUAUCAAUAAAUUGAAGUAUAACAACCCUUAAGUACAAGGGCAAAAAAUAUAGUUGGGAACAUUUUCUCAGAUGAAGAAUUAACUAUUUCUCCAAGGGAUAGAGCUAGGAUAUAAUAAUAAUGA
Paramecium tetraurelia is the source of this 1347-nucleotide messenger RNA. RefSeq lists its product as uncharacterized. NCBI's taxonomy places the organism in Eukaryota, Ciliophora, Oligohymenophorea, Peniculida, Parameciidae. The record is from RefSeq and is a predicted model, not a curated record. The transcript is spliced from 2 exons.